GAGCCGAGGGAGGAGGGCGAGCGUCAGCUGGCACCAGCGCCCAAUCGGCGAAGAGCUCGUGGAGGCGGCAGUGAUGUUGUCACCUGACUGUGGUCGGGCAGCGCAGCGCCUGGAGAAGCCGCGGCGGAGCUGGCCCCGAGGCAGGGGGUCGAAGUGGCUCAGGCUCGCUUAGAGGGAGCUGCGGGUGUGAAGAAUAGAAGCAUGUUCCCUCUUAGAUCUUCAUCCACAGACGUGAUACAGAAUGUCUUUAAGUGAAAGGAACAGUGUGGUUUUUGCAUAUGAAUCUUCAGUACACAGUGCCAAUGUUCUGCUUAGUCUUGACGAACAGAGAAAGCAAGACCUUUUUUGUGAUGUUACCAUCUUAGUGGAAGAUCAGCGAUUUCGGGCCCAUCGCUCUGUGCUUGCAGCCUGCAGCAAUUACUUCCGUUCAAGAAUUGCGGGUCAGUUGGAACCUGAUCUUAUUAUUUUACCUGAAGAGGUAACACUAAAUGGAUUUCAACCUUUGCUUCAAUUUGCAUACACUUCCAAACUUAUUUUAGAUAAAGACAAUGUGGCUGAAGUCUGCAAGUGUGCAGAGUUUUUGGGAGUACAUGACAUUGAGGAAUCUUGCUUUCAGUUUCUUAAAUUCAAAUUCCUGGACCAUAAAUCCGGCCGGCGGGAAUACCUCCCCCAAAAAUGUUGUAAACAGCGCUGUCAGAAAGAGCUUCGUAAAAUAGAUGCUGAUGAUGGGGCUCUAGAAAUAGAUGGUGUGGAUGACAUUUUACAAAAUAAACGCAUUCAAAAUCCUCAGUUGAAUGCCUGCAAAAAUGAACAAAAUUUGGAAAUGUCUAUUCUGCAAGAUAAUGCCAGUCAGACCUGUGAGUCUGUAUCAGAAAGGGGUCAUGUCUUUGGUUUAGAGUCUCUAUAUCCCAAAUACAGGAAGUUCCAAAAAGCUUUAGGAAAUGAUAAAGUCGCUAUUGCGGAGUCCAACUCCAGUAUUAAAGAGAUUGCAUCCGUUCAUCAGACUGAAUCAAAUACUACUGGUGCUAUAAAGAAAUCUCUUGACUGUGCAGCUGUGCAGCCGGUCGCAAAAUGUGAAGAUGCUCAGGUAGAGAUGGAAGAAGAUGGGAAAGAAGAGUUCAUAAAAGAGACAACGCCUCUGUUCCAAAGUAUUGAAUGCUCUGUGGAGAAGAUGGAUUCUGCUUUUGCCCCCCACAAUUUUUCUGUUGCCACUCAUGGACUUUAUUCUGCCUCUUUCUUAAAUGCAUACGAUCAAUGUUGUAAUUUGACUUUGAGUGGUAUGCAGAGCAAUACAGAGGUAGCUGAAAAAAAUGGCAUUGUCUCCGGAGCUGGAAGUUGCAAAUCAGUGAAUGAAAACGUUGAGGGCCCAUCUUUGAAAUCUCAUUUGUGUGACAGAGAAAAUGUGAACAGCAGUUCGCCUAGCAAUCGCAGCAGUGUGGAGAGAGAGAUAGCAGAACAGCUAGCAAAAGGAUUUUGGAGUGAUGUUUACAGCACAGAUCCAGCGUGUCAAGUCAGCUUGUCUCCUGCAUCAUCGAAAGACUUUACAGAGCAGGUCUGUUCCGAAAAGAAAACUGAGUGCCCAUGGUUAGGUAUUAGGAUCAGUGACAGUCCUGAACAUGGCCCUCAAAGAACUUUUACAACUUUGAGCUCCGUCACUUGCCCCUUCAUCAGUAAUCUUGGAACUGAAAACAGCACUGAUAAUAAUAGUGGAGACUGUGUUCCAGAACAGCAAUCAGAUCAGUGCCCUUACACCUGUGUGAUAAACCUGGAAGAAGAAUCCGAAACUGAUACAGAAGGAGAUAGUGAAUCCUGUUCUGCCAGAGAACAGGAAUGUGAGGUAAAGCUGCCAUUUAAUCCACAGAAGAUAAUUUCUCUUUCUAGAAAUGACUUUCAGUCAUUUCUAAAAAUGCACAAAUUGACGCCAGAAGAGCUGGACUGUAUCCAUGAUAUUAGAAGGCGAAGUAAAAAUAGAAUUGCCGCACAGCGCUGUCGUAAGCGAAAGCUUGACUGCAUACAGAACCUUGAGUGUGAAAUAGAGAAACUGCAAAAUGAAAAAGAGAACUUGCUGAAGGAGAAAGAUCAAAUUUUGUCAACACUGGUUGAGACAAAGCAGAAUCUGACAGGACUUUGCCAACAAGUAUGCAAGGAAGCAGCACUGAGUCAUGAGCAAAUACAGAUUCUUGCAAAAUAUUCUGCCUCUGAUUGUCCACUUUCGUUUUUGGUCCCAGAGAAGGAACAACCAGCACCAGCUGAUGUUAUGUCUGCAACGCCAUUGUGUGUAGAAUUAUCUGCAGGUCUUUCUGUUGCAUCAACAAAUGAUUAAAGUUCCACUUACCAAAGUGUAAAAGGAGCAUGUGAUACAGAUAUGAUCAAGCACAAAAAAUUGUCCAGUUCCUGUAAUAAUAUCUGAGAAAACAUUGUGUCCAAAGAGGUGUGCAGAACAGUAUUGGUCUUGCCAGUUUUCAUCAAUGAAUGACUUGAUAAAUGCACUACAGAAAAACCGUAUUUUUGUCACACUUGUACUAACAGGGUUAAAAGAUUGAUUGCUUAGGAGGAAUAGUGUGCAUCUGCUUAUGCUUAACUAUCCACCAUUCUCUGUGAACCCUAAAAGUAAUUAUGGGCUUCUCUUUCUGCCAUGUGAAGGAGCUGUUGUGCAGUUUAGAGGCUUUAGGCUGCCAUUGCCAUAUGAAUCAAAAUAACUGGAACAAUUUGCCUUCUUAAAAAUUCCCUCAACAAUCCAGCCUAGAUGUGUUUCAAAUGAAUAAAUGCAUCUGGUGACACAUCCUUGGGAAUAGUGGGUCAUUUCAUUAGAGGCUUUUCCCAUUCUUGGCAUGUUGUCCUUCCAUGAUCUCCAAAGGUGGAACCCAGUGCUGCGACAGUGGGGUUCUGCUGACAUAGUGGGACUCUUGUUUCCUUUCCUCCCCCAAACACCCACCAAAUCUGCUUGGGGGACUAGAGGGGACAGGAGAGGAAAUUCCAUUCUAUCCCUUGGGCAAAAGUCCUUAGGCAUUGUUGGAUACUGCCCCCAAUACAUGAGGUUCUGCUUGACAUAAAAUUUGUGCUUCUUGCUUGAGAUUUGAUAAGUGGUUAUAAGGAGAAUUAAAAUGAUCAAGUAUUCUAGAAGGAUUUCAGCUUUUACUAUUAAUAGUGGGACCAGUUCGGAUGUAUUUAAAAACUAUUCUCUUAAAUGGAUAGUUAAUUUAUAUUCAGUUUUCAUUGUCUUGUUCUUCACUUAUAAAAAUAGAAUCACUUCGAUUCUUCAAUAGUUCUAACUAUUAAAAAUAAGCAAAUAGAGAAUUUUAUGGUAGGCUUCUCUGCAUUGUAUUAAUUACAGAAAAUCCAUAUAAAAUCUGUAAUUACUCUUAAUAACAGAAGCUUUAUCUACAGAACCUCAAAUAUUUUUGCUGGUUUACAAAUGCAAAAGCCAAUGGAAUUCUUCAUUUCCUACCUCAAAACAGGCAUCUGUUUUUAUACCUAUGUUUGGAAUAUGAUCAUCUUUCUAUAACUGCUUUGCAAGAUUUUAGCAUAGUAGAUCUGCUAUUUCUUAACAUGCUAAGAUAUUGGUUAAGUUAGUGUUGACUUUAGCCUCUAGGAAAGUAAAAUUGCAUUUUAUAAAAUAUAAUGCGAACAUACAUGGGGAACAUUUGGCCAAAUACAUAAUCUGAACAGUACUCUUAAUAACCAGCAUGUAUUACAAAAACUACACUACCUCACAGAAUGAUUUCAAGAUCAUUCAAAGCUGCAGUGGUAUUCAUAAAUACUUGUCACGAAUUAGCAUUAUGAUUUACACAGCUUACAGGCUUUUGACUUCAUUGUGGAAGUUCCUCUAUGAGUUCAUUUGUUUUCUUUUGUGUAUGUUCAAUUCCAUUGUGAUAAUUUUAGGGAAGGAUUCUAGCAUUUUGAGUGUUGUGUGCAUUUAAUAAGGCACUUACUCUUGAAAAGUGCACAUAACUUCUGUCCUAGCAGUCAUAUGCUUCAACUUCCUUCUUGAUCCACCCUGUUCCUUUCUGACAAAUCAGUUAGCAGUGCCAAAUUUGUUUAGGCUUAUAAUGUAAAACUUAUACUUUAAAGAAGUAGCUCUGUUUUGAAAGGAUAUAAUAUUGACAUAAUUGCUUUUGAGAUACAGCUAAGUGUCAAUACUGUAAACUAAAUUGUAUCUGUAGGGAACUGGAUUUUCUAUGGGCUGGCUAGUGUUGAGGUUGACAGGGACAGUCUGGCUUAAGUCUCUGUCUCUCAAAGCCAACUAACAAAGAGUCUGGAAGACUGGAUUAUUGUCCAGUAGAGCAGUGCAUCAGAGCCUGCACUGCAUUCUUGCUAUUGGUUAAUAAAUUUACUGAGUGGUAUUCAACUAGUUUUACUCUCUGUCAAUUUGUUGAAAUUAAUGGAGCUAACAUAGUCAUGUUUGCUAAUUUCUUCGGGUCUAUGUUAAGUAAAACUUAAUUGAAUACCACUCAUGGUCUGUGAAUUGAAGCUCCAGGUUCAGUUCACAUUUUUAUAGGAAUUGUUAAAUAUGCUCAGUUUCUAACACCUAAUUGAAAAAAGGAGGUGGUUUAAUACCUAAUCUGCUACCUCUAGGAAAGUUUGUACAGUGAUGCCUCAGGUUGUGUGCAAACACUGAACGGCUAAAACAUCAACUUGCAAAUGUUGGAAUGAACUUCAAUGGCAAUUUUAAUAUACAAGACUCUCAGGUAAAAUGUGUAUUUUUUUUAGUUUCAGCCAAGAACAUUCAGUUUUGAACUUGUAAUAUAUUUGCAUCAAGGCAUGUCAAAAGUAGUUUAAAAUAUUUUGGGCAAAUUGUUAGGUGUUCUAACAACAAAACAGCAUCAAGAUUGUAAAAAACGACUCUCAAUUAAUUACAAUUGAUUUUAUAUCUUUCAUAGUACAGUGUUUUCUAAUGCAAUAAAAACCACUACCCUUUCUAAGGAGGUUUUCAUUUUUGUAAAAUUUUGGCAUUGUAGAAUUGAUGCAUACUGAUUGAUUCAUUUAGUACAGUACUACUAAAGCUGAACUCUGGAAAUAACAUUAUUUAUACAGUUUAUAUAAUAUAUUAAAGCAGCAAAUAUCACUGAAUUGGAAUAAAACUCCUAAAAACUCA
Podarcis raffonei (Aeolian wall lizard) is the source of this 5095-nucleotide messenger RNA. RefSeq names its product BTB domain and CNC homolog 1 (gene BACH1). Lineage: Eukaryota; Metazoa; Chordata; Lepidosauria; Squamata; Lacertidae. Gene Ontology annotation, biological process: regulation of transcription by RNA polymerase II. The transcript is spliced from 5 exons. The coding region runs from base 242 to 2323 and encodes 693 amino acids. Gene Ontology annotation, molecular function: protein binding; RNA polymerase II cis-regulatory region sequence-specific DNA binding; DNA-binding transcription factor activity, RNA polymerase II-specific. The record is from RefSeq and is a predicted model, not a curated record.